Messenger RNA from Moesziomyces antarcticus, 3573 nucleotides. Its product is annotated as DNase I-like protein. NCBI's taxonomy places the organism in Eukaryota, Fungi, Basidiomycota, Ustilaginomycetes, Ustilaginales, Ustilaginaceae. The coding region runs from base 1 to 3573 and encodes 1190 amino acids. The record is from RefSeq and is a predicted model, not a curated record. Gene Ontology annotation, biological process: phosphatidylinositol dephosphorylation. The transcript has a single exon. Gene Ontology annotation, cellular component: cytoplasm; membrane. Gene Ontology annotation, molecular function: phosphatidylinositol-3,5-bisphosphate 5-phosphatase activity; phosphatidylinositol-4,5-bisphosphate 5-phosphatase activity.
AUGCACGUCUACCUCCAAGAUACACCGCGGGUGAUCGCGCUCGUCUCGGACGAUCUCGAGAUCAACGCGCAGGGUCAUCUGAACGAGAAAUCCGGCUCUUCAACUCCCGUCGCAUCGCCAACUGCCAUCCUCAUCUCCACGCAAGCACCCGAAGCCGCACCGUCGGAUGCCGCAUCGACCCUCAAUGGCUCAACAGCCGCCCUCGCACACUCAGCCGCAAAGGCGGUCGUCGAGGUGGUCAAGGAGAACGAGCUUCGUGCUUUGACCUUGCAGAGGCUCACCUCCAAGCCCAUCCACGGCUGUCUCGGCCUCAUCAAUGUCGGCCAGGAUCUCUUCGUCGCCGUCGUCACCGGGGCCCAGGAGGUCGGCGCCAUUCGUCCGGGCGAGGUGGUGAUGCGCAUCACAUCGGUAUCCUUCUACUGCGUCCACCGAGCCACCUGGGACGAGACGCUCAUCUCUGAAGCCUCCGCUUCCCAGAUCGAGGCUCACGACUCGUACGGCCCAGGUCACGAAGGCGCUGUCACCCAGCCAAGCCUGUACGAGCAUCCCUGCACAAGUCUCAAGAAGCUCCUGAGCACCGGCACCUUCUACUUUGCAAAAGGAGGAACCUUUGAUCUGUCGACACGCCUGGACAAGCGACUCGCGGAUGCGGCCAAACACGCACACGACAUUUCUCGCUACGACGGCCGCUUUGUCUGGAACAACUACAUGAUCGAGCCGCUGAUCAGCUUCCGCGAGCGUCUCGAUCGACACGAUCGUGCAAGAGUCGAUGCCGAAUGCUUCUUGCUUCUUGCCAUCCAAGGCUUCGUUGGUGCAUUCGAGGUGCCAGUCGCUCCCAAUCCGUUGCCUCCUGCUGCGGCGUCUCCCGAGACGGCCGCAUCGAGCUCGUCUGGCGCCAAAGCUGCGGGAACACUCGCGCUUAUCAGCCGUCUCAGCUGGAAGAGGGCUGGCACCCGCUUCAACACGCGCGGCAUCGAUGACGACGGCAACGUGGCCAACUUUGUCGAGACAGAGACUCUCUUCAGCGACGGCACCCUCACCGCCACCUUCGUCCAAGUGCGCGGCUCGGUCCCAUUGUUCUGGGAGCAGCAGGGUCUGCAGGCCUUCAACGCCAAGAUCCAAAUCACCAGGUCUCGCGGUGCUUCUCAGCCCGCGUUCGAUCGCCACUUCGCCGAUCUCAUCUCCCACUACUCGCGCGUACAUGCCAUCAACCUGCUGGGCACUCGCGAUGCAGAGACCGUGCUCACAGCUGCCUACGCUGAGCACAUGCGACACAGCGCAGCCGAGGCGAUCGCUCCUCUGCCCGGUGAUGAACCCAUCUCCAGCCGCGGCGAGCCGGUCGAGGACGAUGGCUCCGAGCGCAUCGGCCUCACCAAUUUCGAUUUCCACACCGUCUCCCGCAACACGGGCGGCAUCGACGGCGUCCGCAGCGAGCUUCGCUACCUGGGUCCCGUCCAGCUCAAGCGCAAGGCCUUUGGCUUUUCCCUGAUCGACAAUGCAUCAGGCCAAUUGCUGCGCCGCCAGAAGGGCGUCUUCAGGACCAACUGUCUCGACUGCCUCGAUCGCACCAACGUCAUCGAAGACAUGCUCUCACGCUCCAUGCUCGACACCUUUGUCGAGGCGGUGGCGAAUCGCGACGUCGCUCAGCAGGUCUUGCAGGACCCACACCAUCCUCUGUGGGUCCACCACCGCGUGCUCUGGGCCGAAAAUGGAGAUGCGCUCUCCAAGAUCUAUGCCGGCACCGGCGCGCUCAACUCGAGCUUCACCAGGAGUGGCAAGAAGACGCUGGGUGGUCUGCUGAGCGACGCCGCCAAGAGCGCAGGUCGCAUGUACAUCAACAACUUCCAGGACAAGAACAAGCAGAACGUCAUCGAUGCUCUCCUCGGCAACAUGGCCAAUCAGAGGCCUGUUGCGGUCUUUGAUCCCGUGCUCGACAGCGUAACGGCCGAGCUCAAUGCGCGGGUGGAUGAGUACUCGUCCAGCCGGAACAUCACCAUCUUUGCUGGGACGUACAAUCUCAACGGCAAGUCGCCCGGCGAGUCUCUCAUUCCUUGGCUGUUCCCAGACGGCGAAGAGAACGAGCCCGACAUCUUUGCCAUCGGCUUCCAAGAGAUCGUCCAGCUGACCCCGCAGCAGAUUCUCAUGACCGAUCCCGACAAGAUCCGAAUCUGGGAGGCCAAGAUCAUGGAGACCAUCGCACGCAGGCCGAACCGCAAGUCGCGAUACAUCCUCCUGCGCAGCGAGCAGCUGGUUGGAACCGCGCUCGUCAUUCUCAUCAAGGAGGAGCUCGUCAACGAUGUUCGGCUCGUCGAAGCCGCCACGCGCAAGACGGGUCUCAAAGGCAUGAGCGGCAACAAGGGCGGUGUCGCCAUCCGCAUGGACUACUACGACACUUCCAUCUGUUUUGUCACGGCUCACUUUGCCGCUGGCCAUUCGGCGUACGAAGAAAGGAACGCCGACUACUGGACUAUUACCAGAGGGCUCUCCUUUGCUCGCGGCAAGACCAUCGCAAGCCACGACCACGUCAUCUGGCUCGGCGACUUCAAUUAUCGUAUCGAUCUGACCAACGAUGCCGUGCGUUCGAUGGCAGCACGAGAAGAUCUGGCCGGACUCAUUGCCCGGGAUCAGCUCCGACGCAGCAGGGAGGUCGGCGACGUCUUUCCUGGCUACGAAGAAGGGCCCAUCACCUUUGCCCCGACUUACAAGUACGACAACGGAUCAGAUCAGUACGACUCGUCAGAGAAGCAGCGCAUCCCUGCAUGGACCGAUCGCAUCCUCUUCCGCGGCCUCGGCCUGCAGCAGCAGAGCUACUCGAGGGCAGAGCUCAAGACAAGUGACCACCGACCAGUGUACGCUACGUUUGUGGGACCUGUGCGCAUCGUGGACCACCUCAAGCGCGAUACGAUCCGCAAGCAGCUGCUGCAACAGAAGAAGGCGACCGAUGGGCUGGCUGCCGCCGGAUCGAUCUCGUCGGACACUGAUGACGACGAGAGCCUGCCUGAUCCGUCUGAUGACCAUCAACAAUGGUGGAACAGUUCGGCGGCGGCGUCGGACGAGUCUGGCUCGGAGGAUGGAGACCCGGACCGCGACACCUCUAAUCCGUUCCGCCGAGACGUGACUUCCCGCCCGUUGCACCGGCAUGCGUUGCUCGCUGCGGAUCGUCAGCCACGCAAAGGCAGCUUUUCGGGAGAUAAGAGGUCUGUAAACCGUGGGACGGGUGAUCGUGCCACCUCAAUGCCAUCCUCUCCCACAACGGCCGUGCGCAGCAAAGCUCCGGAAGAGUCAUUCACGGCCGGGGCUGCGCUGCGUCACACUACGUCCACCUCACCAACGAUCGAGAGGCGCGUCAUUUCCGGUCCUGCCCACUCGAGGCCAGCGCCACCACCGAUCCCGGUCAAGCCGACGGCCUCGGGGGCACCAAGUUCCAACGGCGCUGCUUCGAUCGCGGCUAGCUCGGUCGGCUCGGCUUCAUCCACCAAGCCGGAGCUGCCCAAACGACCGGGCAUGGGAUCGCGCUCCGCUUCCUACUCGUCGCACAAGUCCAAGAAGAGUUUGCUCGACGACAGCGACUAG